AUGAAUCAAAGCAAUGAAGGAUGUAUGAAGAAGAUAAGCAGUGUGAAUCUUGACAAACUUAUAAAUGACUUCUCACAGAUAGAAAAGAAAAUGAUAGAAACCAGUGGAAAGAACAAUAUAUUGGAUUUACAGUUGGAAAAAACUAACUGUUUAUUAAAAGCAAUGCAAACAAAGGAGGUCUCACUUAAAGAAGAAUGUGCUACUCUUCAUAGUAUGAUAAAAGGGCUACAACAGACCAUUGAAUAUCAGCAUAAUUUGAAAGGUGAAAAUGAACAACUAAAAAGAAAUGCUGAUAUUAUGAAAGAAAAGUUAAAAUCUCAUGAACAGGAAUAUAAGAGUACUAUUGCCAAACUUAUGAGUGAAAUGAAAAUCAAAGAGGAGGGACAUAAGAUAGAAAUAAGGAAACUUUAUCAGGAUAUGCAGAAAAAAGUUGAAUUAAAUGAAGAAAAGAAUAAAGUACUGAUAGAGAAAAAAGAAGUGGAAAUUUCAGAGUUAAAUGAAAAGUUAAGAACUCAAGAAAAGGAAAAACAGAAUGAAAUCAUCAAACUACAGCUAGAGUUUGAUGCCAAACUAGCAAGAGUUCAAACUAAAUCAAAAUCAUAUCCAGAUUCUACUGUUUUGCCACAGAGUAUCUACAGAAGGAAGCUUCAACAUCUUCAAGAAGAAAAAAACAAGGAAAUUGCAGCUCUUCGUAAUACCAUUCACGAUUUAGAGCAACGCCUCUCUCUUGGCAAAGAUUCUUACCUUAAAUCUACUGGCAAAGAUUCUCACCUUAAACGUAAACGGCUUUGAGUACAACAGUAAAUUAAUUAGUUGCUAUUUAACUUCUUGAAAAGCAGUUGAAAAUUUUACUUCUAUUUAGAGUCAAUAUAACCUACUGCCUAAAUAAUAACAAUGAUAACUUUAAACUUUUUAAAUUGAGUUUAUUGAAACAAAUCCACACUUUUGCCAAUUGUGUACUACAUUCUUGCUUAAUAGUAUUAACCAUAAAGAAGUUCAGGUUUAUAGGACUUAGUUUACCUAUUGAACCAUCAUUGACUAUGGAAAUACUUUCUAAGCAAUCAAGAGAUAGACAACAUUCUUUUAUCUUCCCCCUUACACCUUCAAGACAAGCAUUCUCAAAUUUUAAAAAGUGUGAUACAAUGCUAGGUAGAGAAAACAGUAUGUAAAGGCUUCAUUCAUAUGUGAUAAUAAAAAUCAAGAUAUGAGUCUUAGAUAUAAAAAAGUAUAAAUGAAUAUUUAAAAUGUAGUCAUAGUAAAAUACUCAUGUUAACUACUUCUAGAUCUUAAAAGACAAAAUUCACUUCUUUAAAGGUUUAAUCAGUUGAAACUAAGGUUAAAAAGACAAAGAUAAUAUUGUUUUGAGAAAUAAGUAAAGAAAAAAAUGGAAAAUGUGUCUUUGUUGUUCUUCCUCCGUUCUAAAUUGCUAACUAUCCAACAGAAACCCCUAGGUCAUAGUUUAUGUUCCUGUUCUCAUUAAUGCAAGUAGAAUGCUGGAAAAAGAAAAAAAAAA
This is a messenger RNA of Pteropus alecto (black flying fox), 1513 nucleotides long. It is a transcript of the gene CCDC152, whose product is annotated as coiled-coil domain containing 152. The transcript is spliced from 8 exons. The record is from RefSeq and is a predicted model, not a curated record. Bases 1 to 792 code for a protein of 263 amino acids. NCBI's taxonomy places the organism in Eukaryota, Metazoa, Chordata, Mammalia, Chiroptera, Pteropodidae.